AUGGCAAAAGAUUAUUAUGAAAUACUUGAGAUUAAUAAAAGUGCAACUGAUGAGGAGAUUAAGAAGGCCUACCGAAAAUUGGCAUUAAAAUAUCAUCCAGACAAGAAUAAGGAUAAAGGAGCUGAAGAAAAAUUUAAGGAAGUUGCAGAAGCGUACGAAGUCUUGUCCAAUAAAGAAAAACGCGAGACAUAUGAUAAAUAUGGAAAUGCAAAUUAUACUGAACAACAAUCAUCCAGACCAAAUCAUCAACAGCAUUUUUAUACAUAUCAAGGAGAUGGUCGUUCAACAUUCCGCGACUUUUUCGGAACUGAUGAUAUCUUUUCAGCUUUUAAUCAAUUCUCAUCAUUCGAUUUUCCUCAAAUGAAUCCUCAAUUUAACUCAUUUCCUUCAAAGAAGUUCUGUGAUGAUUCAUACAUGAAGCAAGAUCCACCAAUUCAAUAUGAGCUUUUCGUCUCAUUAGAGCACAUUUAUAAAGGCGGCAUUAAAAAAUACAAGAUCAACAAGAAUAACUUUCUAGGAAAUGGACAAGUUGUAAAGGAAGAAAAGAUUCUUAACAUCGAAAUCAAGCCAGGCUGGAAAGCAGGAACUACAAUUACAUUCCCAAAAGAAGGUGAUAAACGUCCAAAUAUAAUUCCAGCAGAUAUUAUCUUCGUCCUUCGUGAUCAGCCACACAAAUUGUUUACGCGAGUUGGUAAUGAUAUUGAGUAUACAGCAUCAAUUUCUUUGAAGGAAUCAUUAUGUUGCAGUUUGAUCCUUGAUGUACCAACACUUGGCGGUGAGAUUAAAAAGAUUGACUUUAGCCAUGAAGUUAUAACGCCAUACACGACAAAGGUUAUUCCAAAUUUAGGUUUGCCUAGUCAUAAAGAUCCUAAAACGUUUGGUUCCAUGAAAAUUAGUUUUAAAAUACGAUUUCCAUCAACUUUGUCGCUAGAUGUUCGUAAUCAGCUCAUGGCGCUUUUGCCUUGA
This is a messenger RNA of Chironomus riparius, 966 nucleotides long. The record is from the annotation of a GenBank genome assembly. NCBI's taxonomy places the organism in Eukaryota, Metazoa, Arthropoda, Insecta, Diptera, Chironomidae.